AUGUCCAUCUCAUCGAAGUAUCAUUUGUUGACCAUGUGGUUCCUGGGUUUAUUCUUUUUGUACCACUUCGGGAAACAUGACAUGUUUAGAUACAUGAUCUUCAUACCAUUCUGUGUCCCAACCGUCUCGUUCUUCCACUCCGAACACUCCGAACACUCCCCCCACGUACCCCAAAAACAAAUGUACGGCUUGGCGCGGCCGGGUUUGGCACGGGUGGGCCACCAGGCUAUGAAGGCUUCGAUGCCUGGUUGUCUCUGGACACGCUCGAUGUCAGAGGUUGAUGCUUCAGAUGCCGCACUCCCUUUUUGGUGCGCGCCAGUUGAAGCCCGGUGCUUGGUGCCCAGCGAAGCAGAAGGGCUGCAUCUUUGCCUUUGCAUCUUUGCCAACGAGUACGUCCAGGAGACGAGUACGUCUUGCGGUGGAGGCAACUAG
Durusdinium trenchii is the source of this 432-nucleotide messenger RNA. The record is from the annotation of a GenBank genome assembly. Lineage: Eukaryota; Dinophyceae; Suessiales; Symbiodiniaceae.